Colletotrichum navitas is the source of this 1473-nucleotide messenger RNA. RefSeq lists its product as uncharacterized. Bases 109 to 1194 code for a protein of 361 amino acids. The transcript has 2 exons. Lineage: Eukaryota; Fungi; Ascomycota; Sordariomycetes; Glomerellales; Glomerellaceae. The record is from RefSeq and is a predicted model, not a curated record.
CCCACACGGGUACAGGCACCAUUGCGGACAGACCGGACACCGGUCCAUGCCUAUUGCAGAUAGGUAUAAGGAGCUCUAUGCCUACCUACCCUGAUCCUCCCAUGGCCCAUGCCCCAUGCUUCCCCUCUGUUCAGUGCUGAGUUGCUACUGUACACUCGAGCUGGUCCAGGGCCUGAGCUUAAGUCCAACAUUGAAUCAGGCACUUGGGGGCGCCUUGCAAAGUACUACCGGGCUCCCUGUGCAAGUCUGUCUCGGUGCCCGGUCCGAGUCCAACAUGCGGGUGGGUGCGAAUCGCCGAUAUGUAUCCGUACAGAGUACGAACACAGGCACCGGGUACGUGACGGUCCGCCAGAAAACAAGCGGGGCAAGUCCAAGGGUCCAGCACCCUCCCGGUACCUUGUCAUAUUGCUGCCGCUUGUUUGUUCGCUUUUGCUGCUCUGCCAUGGCAGCCCCGGUCGCCCAUCGCCCAUCGCACCUCCCUUUUCCAUUGACUUUCCUCUCCCCUGCCCUCUGAACAUUCAACACUUCAACGAAAACACGGCCAAUCACAGCUCCCCAUUGGGCCCGAACUUCCCCAACUCUUUCGGCCGCCGCAUGACGGAAGUCUCCAUUCCCCAUCCCCCUCCAUUCCCACACCACCCAAAAGUCUCACUUGCACAAAAAAAAAAAAAAAAGGAUUCCUGCCCGCCAUUUCUUCGUGCGGGUAAGGUAGGCGGCGAGUGUGCUAGCGCCGACCCGACGCUACUAAGGUACCUACACCUACAGAUCGCCCGUACCGUCGGAUCCCCGGCCCUCGCCUACCACCAAACCGCACUACACAAUCACCACUACCACCACCACCACCCGCCACUAAUACCACAAGCAGCAUACUGCCAGGUGUGUCUUGUCUGUCGGUGUCUGUCGUCGGUCCGCCAAUUCUGCCCGCCCUAUUCCUCCCGCUGCAAGGCAUUGUCUGGCAUUGUUGGCGACCAGACAUUCUUGGCGAUUGAGAUUGGGAUUGGGCCUUUUUUUCGGCGUGGAAUUGGACGACGCAGCAGUGGUGCUUGGGCCAAGUCUCGACUCUCGCUCGACCUACUCCGUGACUCCGGCUCUAAUUUGACUUUUGCUGUCACUUCUAUCCUCCCUCGGACACUUGGGACACCAACAAUAUCAUCCCUGCUCACCAUCACCUCACAGAAACCGGGCACUCUCUGACUCUCUCACAUACGCCGACGCACCAAGUACCGCACACCGUUCGUUCCCACUGUCUAUUCUCCUCCCCCUUCCUCGCUCCCUUGUUCAUUGCGACUGAAGAGGAAAGAAAAGAAGAAGAAAGCAACCAGAGAGAGAGAGAGAAAGAUACCUUUCCCGUCCCACACCCCCCCUCCUGGCGGCGCUCCUCAACUACUUACUACUACGUCGAACUCCAUUCUUCUUCUCCUCCGAUCCUCGCACCCUCGACUCUCUUUUUCUUCCCUUCCUCCUUCUUUUCCU